AUGACUUCGAUAGUCAGACCUCGCUCUGCUCAGCCUACAUCAGCUCGGUUGCCAGAAUUUGGGGCUGGUCCCAGCAGCGGUGCUGGGCCUUCAACGGGCCCUGCUACCGCCACGAAUUUUGGCGAUGGGCUGCCGACACGCGCUUUCGAGGGCUAUGGCAAUUACGAGGGUGAGGAAUUGUCCUUUCUGAACGAUCCCGCCCUCGACUCGGUGGGAAUCUUGCCUGGAUUCGAUGCAGACUUCGACCUCGGGCUUGGCUCACCGAAGGAUGGACAAAGUCCGCUCUUUCGUUUUCCCGAGCUGCCCUCCAGCUUGCUCGAUCAAGCUCCAGAAUACGAGUAUGUGAGUCCUGAUAGUAUAUUGCGGGAGAUCUUGUGAUGUUUCGUGGCUGACGAGCCAUAUUUCUUGGCAGUCUGCCCACACACAAACAAAUGUCUUCGAGGCCACGCAUGACUAUGUUUCAGAUCUCAAUGCUUCAAAAUGGUUUGGAUUGGACGACUUCGACCCUUUGCUCAAUCCCGAUCUCAACGCAGGCGGGAUAAUGGCCGCAGCACCACGCGCGACCGAUGGUGGUGCGAGCGCCUGGGGCUAUGCGCAGGACGCGGGUCCUGGUCUGCCCAGUGGUGUUGGGUCCAUGGGUGCCACUCCGGCUGUGGGCUACACCGACUCUCCGUAUGGACCAGAGUCUGAACCGCCUUCGCGAGCCUCUGAAGCGGGAUUCUUGAGUGCUCAGAAUGGUGGUGGUGCUCUCGUCGACGUCAAUCAGAUGGGCGGUGGUGGUGCUGGACAGGCAGGCAAGCGUCGACGAGACUCAUUCGGGUCGCCACAAGCGGGGGCCGGCAGUGCCGUUGCCGGUCAGCAAGCUUGGCCUUCUCGAGCCGCACCAAACCCAUUCCAGCCUCCCUCUCAAGCGCAGAUUCAGCCGCCGCCUCUUGAAGCGCAGGCUUACGACCAGUAUGGGCGGCCCAUUCCGGUCAGACGUCCGCAGCCACAACAAGGCCCUCCGCACGUGGUCCCUUCGCAGUCCAUCCCGGCACCGGGCCCUCGGGGACGCAUGCAAAGCUGGAACGAAGGAAACCAGCGUGCUAGCUCUUACAGUGACGAAUGGGGCCACCCCGGAAUGUAUGAUUCUCCCGGACACGCCAGCUCAUCGUCAGGCCACAUGCCCCGCGGAGCGAUGCACAGCCAGAUGAUGCAUCCCUACAAUCAACAACCUCGCGGGCCGUACGCGCCCAUGCCGGGUGCUGGUGCUUCCUACUCGGACGGACAUCCAGGACUAGGGCCACAUGGGGCUCGCCUGAGUGUUGCUUCCGACAUCAGCGCAUCUUCGAGUAGCCGAUUGCUAGAUGUGUCUGCCCAUCAGACCGAAUUGUCCCUCAACGCAGCGGUUGGAGCCGCCAUGGAGGCCACAGGUGAUCCCGAUGGCGUAGCCAAAUGCCCGUAUCCACGCUGCGACAAGACUUUCGCAAAGAAUCGCAGCUACAACCUCAAGGCUCAUCUACGAAGCCACUCUCAGCUGAAGCCCUUUGCCUGCUCACACUGCCCGCGGGCUUUUAGUCGCAAACACGAUUUGGAGAGGCAUGCCCGUGUCCACUCGGGCGACAAGCCGUACCUGUGCGAAGCUUGCGGAAAAGGCUUUCCGCGUAGUGAUGCCCUGCGACGCCACUGGCGUAUGGAGAAGGAAUGUGGAGAGAAGGCGGCCGAGAUCGAGGCUGGUCAGCCACUCCCUUCUCUUCCUCCAGGCGCGAGCGCCAUUAUGGCCAAUAUAUCCGGUGCACACUUCGCCCCUGGGCAGAUGCUCGGAGCUGUGCCCCCUCCUCACGUCACACACGCCCCGUACAUGGGCAUGCAAUCACAUCCACAAGGUGGCUGGGAUGACGCACAAAGCUACGACGCCUACGAGCCUAAUAGACGAGGCGACAAGCGCAUGCGUCCUGCUCCAUACUGA
Molecule: messenger RNA, 1948 nt
Organism: Ceraceosorus bombacis
Lineage: Eukaryota; Fungi; Basidiomycota; Exobasidiomycetes; Ceraceosorales; Ceraceosoraceae
Source: the annotation of a GenBank genome assembly